UGUUGUUUUCUUAAGGAAAUUGGUUUGUAAUUAACUGUUUCAUUAUUGUUUCUUUGUUUGAUUGUCAUCAAUUUAAUUAGAUGAAAAUUGUCUCUUUUUAACACCAAGAAUCCAUUGAAAUGUUUGUUGCUCGAAAUGUUGAGGCAGAUCAUAAGGAUUUAAUCCACGAUGUUGCUUAUGAUUUUUAUGGAAGACGAUUGGCCACUUGUUCAAGUGAUCAAAGUGUUAAAGUUUGGGAUCUUGGUGAAGAUGGUCAAUGGCACUGUACGUCUAGUUGGAAGUGUCACACAGCAUCAGUUUGGAAAGUUACCUGGGCUCAUCCAGAGUUUGGUCAAGUAUUGGCGACCUGUUCUUUUGACCGGAGUGCAGCUAUUUGGGAGGAAUUACCAGCUGAUAGUAUAAGUGGUGGAGAAUCAAAUUCUUGGGUACGUCGGGCUUUUCUUGUUGACAGUCGCACCUCAGUAACUGAUGUUAAAUUUGCACCAAGACAUUUGGGUCUUCUACUUGCAACCUGUUCUUCAGAUGGAAGCUUAAGAAUCUAUGAAGCCCCUGAUGUUAUGACCUUAAGCCAAUGGUCUGUUCAACAUGAGAUAAAUUGUAAAAUAUCUCUGAGUUCAAUUACCUGGAAUCCAUCUCGUAUUCAUCCUCCCAUGAUUGCUGUUGGCAGUGAUGAUUCAUCUGCAGGCGGUAAAGUGAUUGUUUUUGAGUUUAGUGAAAAUACCCGGCAAUGGAUUAAGAUUGAAGUUAUAAGUCUUGUGAGUGAUCCAGUUCAUGAUAUCGCUUUUGCACCGAAUGUCGGUAGAUCUUACCAUUUACUUGGAAUUGCUUCUCGUGAUGUUAAGAUACUUUCCAUUAAGCCUUUUGAUGGACAAUCAACAAAUCUUGCUCAUCAAUCAAGCAACACACAACUCAAUCAAAAAUUUGAAAUAAAACAAGUCGCUCAAUUCAAUGAACAUGGAGCUCAGGUUUGGAGAGUCUCUUGGAAUAUAACAGGAACCAUUUUAGCCUCAUCAGGGGACGACGGAAGUGUCCGGCUAUGGAAAGCUAAUUAUUUGGACAACUGGAAAUGUGUCACUGAAUUGAAAAGUCAUUCUAAUCAAUCUUUUCAUGGAGUAUCAAGCAAUCAAGGAGAUCGUUCUGGUACCUCAGAGGGUAAAAACACUAAAGGUCACCGGAAUUUCAGCUCUCUGGUCAGUCCUGGUCCAAUGACUCGUCACUAAAUCGUCUCAUUAGUGAUACCGAAAAUUUAGAAAUCAUUUUUCUCUUCGAAUUGUUUUUUUUUCAUCUUCAUAUUUUCUGCACAAUCGAAACUGCCAAUCUCAUCUCCCAUCAAUGGCCAAUGAUAGAUAAAUAAAAGAAAGAUCCAUUUCCAA
Molecule: messenger RNA, 1373 nt
Organism: Panonychus citri (citrus red mite)
Lineage: Eukaryota; Metazoa; Arthropoda; Arachnida; Trombidiformes; Tetranychidae
Gene: Nup44A
Product: nucleoporin SEH1-A-like
Exons: 2
Coding region: 120-1220 (366 amino acids)
Biological process (GO): cellular response to amino acid starvation; positive regulation of TORC1 signaling
Cellular component (GO): Seh1-associated complex; nuclear pore outer ring
Molecular function (GO): protein binding; structural molecule activity
Source: RefSeq, a predicted model, not a curated record